Durusdinium trenchii is the source of this 1944-nucleotide messenger RNA. Lineage: Eukaryota; Dinophyceae; Suessiales; Symbiodiniaceae. The record is from the annotation of a GenBank genome assembly.
AUGUUGCCCCUACAGCGUCCUCAACAACAAACGAAGGGCUGCUGGUUGGAACCCGUUCCUGGAACCAGACGCGGAACCUUUCCUGGCAGGUUGCAGGCAUGUCCGCAAGAAGAGACCAGGAUGCGUGCUGAUGGAACAGGUCUCCACAGAGAUGAGAUGGAGGUGAUUCGUGAGCAGAUGCGCAUCUACGUUGGUCACGGCAGUUUCUGGGUCAUCAUCGUAUCACCCAGGGAGUUGAACAGUGAUGGAAUAAAGUCUGUCCUGGAGGACUUCGUCAACCAACGAAGGAGCACUUCGUUGGGGUGGACAGGUGCUGAAGUUCCGCAGCAAGUGUCAGACUUUGCAGCGCCAGGAUUUCAGAAAGUGGUGGACCUGGUCGAAGGUCUACGUGAACAAAUCCAGGUUCCAAACUUGGUGCUGUUGAGAGGGUCUUUCUUCAAAGGCCUUGCAAGGCAGCUGAUCCAGAGAAAUGGGGAGGAGGCUGCGGAAUGGCAAGUGCGUGUGGUCAACAACUACAGAGAUUUGGAAGACCAUGACUGGUUGAACCCUCACUGCAACGUUGAUCUGCAUUUUGUGCAGAGCCCCCACUGGCCGACAUUGCCCUGGAAGAAGCCCGAGCUAUUGGAGCGAUUGAAGACCUUUGCAGAUCGCAGGCCUCAGAGCCAAGUUCUGCAUGCAGUUGCCUUCCUGAUUCAUGCCAUCCAGAAAGAUCCGGAGUGGUUGGGCAUGAGCCUGGACUCCAUGAUGCAGAAUUGCAAGGUCCUGAGCGAUACCGCUGCCGAGCCCAGUGAGAUCUUGAGGAAGGUGGUCAAGGCCUGUGGAGCUGCAGCCCAGACAGGUGCAGAGGUCGACGAAGAAGGCCGGUCUGCGCUGCACCGCGCUGCCUUCAACGGAGAAAUCGAUGAGGUGGAGCGCCUGCUGAGAGCAGGUCUUGACAUCGAGGCCAAAGACAACCGUGUGGACACACCGCUGCAUCUGGCCGCGGGGUAUGGCCACCUCACCGUGGUGGACCGGCUCAUUGCCGCUGGCGCCGUCCUCGAGGCGACCGGCAGGUUUGGCGCGACGCCCCUCCACUGGGCGGCCGUUGCCGGCCAUUGGGAGGUGGCGCAGCGGCUCAUCGAGGCCAGGGCCGACCUCGAGGCCAAGGACCAUUCUGGUCGGACGCCUCUCCACCGGGCGGCCGAAGAGUGCUACUGGGAGGUGGCGCAGCGCCUCAUCGAGGCCAGGGCGGACCUCAAGGUCAGGGACAAGCAAGGCCAGACCCCAUGGCACUUUGCCAAAAAGAAUGGCUGGAAGAAGAUGAUCGGCGUUUUGCACCCUGUCCAAGUAGGCAAGCUGAGGAGUGGUCGCACUGUUCCUUGUGACCUGAAAGACCGCCGCACUGUUCAUGGGCUGCAAGAAGACUUCCAGUGGCGAGCCACGGAGUUGUUGAAAAAGAAGACGGAGGAGCUCUAUGUUCUCAUCCCCAAGAUGGUCGACUUGUUUGAGGGAAUCGAUGACACGAAGAUGGAACGCCUGGCCGAGCAGUUGGUUGAGAUGAUGGAGGUCUCCACCGACGUGCUCUUGACCAAGAGCAUGAAGCAUUAUGGGCAGCUCCGGCUCCAAUGCAUUAAGUUGCAAGGGGAUGCCUUUGUUGACUCCCUCGCCUGGCUCCAAGAGGAGUUUCAUUUUCUCAUGACCUCAUUCGAGAAUUGCCUUCAAGGGCAAAAGAUCCGGGUCAGCGAUGAUGAGUUCCGGGACAUGAUGGACCUUGUCCACUUAGACCAGUUGCUUGCACAGGUGAAGAAGCACCAGGAGCGCCGUCAGGUGGUCGAAGACGAGCUGGAAAGCAGUGCUGAGGGUGCCUAUUCAGAGGUGGACGAGGUGAGCGACAUCGAGAAAAAUGAGCAGGGCGCCGGUGUGCCCCAGGUCAUCUGCCUGGCCAUGUUGGCAAUCGGUCUCUAG